AUGUCUCUGCGCUUCCUGCUCGCUGCGCGGGGAGGUCAGAGAUCAGGCUGGAGCUGGCAAGGAUUCAGUGUCUUGCUCAAAGACACUUUAGCAGACUGGGUGCUCGCUACUGUGGCUAUUUGCUUACAAAUCCUGGAGGAUAUAGAUAAGAGUGGAAAAAUAAUUUUUUACGAAGGCCGCAACUUCCAGGGCCGCCACUGGGAGUGCAGCAGUGAAUGCAUGGACACCUUCAAGCACUUCAACUGCUGCAACUCCAUCCGUGUCAGCGGCGGUCACUGGGUGGCCUAUGAGAAGCCUCACUACAUGGGUUACCAGUACAUCAUUGGCCCCGGCGAGUACCCUGACUACCACUGCUGGAUGGGCUUCAACAACUGUGUCCGCUCCUGCCAGAUGUACCCCCCUUAUAGAGGAUCCUACAAGAUGAGGAUCUUCAACAGGCCUGACAUGAUGGGACACACAAUGGAGUUCAUGGAGGACUGCCCCAACUUGUACGAGCGCUUCCGCUACCGUGACAUUUACUCCUGCAACAUCAUGGAGGGCUUCUGGAUCUUCUAUGAGCACCCUAACUACAGGGGACGCCAGUAUUUCCUGCGCCCCGGAGAGUACAGGGCCUGUGGUGACUGGGGCUGCCACAACCCCAUGGUUGGCUCAUUCAGGAGGAUGAGGACUGUCAUGUAA
Molecule: messenger RNA, 678 nt
Organism: Cottoperca gobio
Lineage: Eukaryota; Metazoa; Chordata; Actinopteri; Perciformes; Bovichtidae
Gene: crygmxl2
Product: crystallin, gamma MX, like 2
Exons: 4
Coding region: 1-678 (225 amino acids)
Biological process (GO): lens development in camera-type eye; visual perception
Molecular function (GO): structural constituent of eye lens
Source: RefSeq, a predicted model, not a curated record